Molecule: messenger RNA, 3285 nt
Organism: Xenia sp. Carnegie-2017
Lineage: Eukaryota; Metazoa; Cnidaria; Anthozoa; Malacalcyonacea; Xeniidae
Product: SWI/SNF-related matrix-associated actin-dependent regulator of chromatin subfamily A member 5-like
Biological process (GO): nucleosome organization; regulation of transcription by RNA polymerase II
Cellular component (GO): chromatin; nucleus
Molecular function (GO): ATP-dependent chromatin remodeler activity; ATP hydrolysis activity; ATP binding
Source: RefSeq, a predicted model, not a curated record
CAAGAAAAGCAAAUUACGCGCCAUCUUUGUUGAAAGCAUUGAAAGGCCGGUGUUGCUUUUGUUCAUUCCACGUAAAAUUUGUACGAAAAGUUUUGAAAUCCUGGUGAAAAUGCCGCAAGACGAAGCUUCAAGUGAAAGCAGUGCUGAUUCGAGUGAUGAACAGUCAGUUGAUAAGAAAGAUGAAACAUAUGGUGAAAAAUCCAAACCUGGUCGCAAAGCUCAAGAGAUACCUCCUUCUUCAAAGGAUUAUGAUGAAAAAAUUGAAAAGGAUCGUGCUACGAGGUUUAACUUUUUACUUGAAAAAACUGAGAUUUUCUCCCACUUCAUGAACUCAUCUAGUGGGAAAAAACCAAAGAGUCCCUUGAAGAUAAAAGCACCAGGUUUUCCAUCUGGCAAAAAAGAAUCUGGUGCAGGAGAUCACCGACAUAGACACACAGAACAGGAGGAAGAUGCAGAACUAUUGGAACAAUCAAAACAUCAGAAAGCAAUUGUACAUUUUGAACAAUCACCAUCUUUUAUAAAAAGUGGUGAGAUGAGAGAUUAUCAGAUUCGUGGUUUAAACUGGAUGAUCUCCUUGUAUGAGAAUGGAAUUAAUGGAAUCUUAGCAGAUGAAAUGGGUCUUGGAAAAACUCUUCAAACAAUAUCUUUACUUGGUUAUUUAAAAGUUUUCCGAGAUUCAGCUGGACCUCAUUUAGUUAUUGUACCUAAAUCAACAUUGGCUAAUUGGAUGGCAGAGUUCAAGAGAUGGUGUCCAACAAUUAAUGCUGUUUGCCUCAUUGGAUCUCGUGAUGAAAGAGUUGCUUUCAUUAGGGAUGUUAUGUUACCAGGAGAAUGGGAUGUUUGUGUGACAUCCUACGAAAUGUGCAUCAAAGAAAAAAGUGUAUUUAAAAAGUUUUCUUGGAGAUAUAUUGUUAUUGAUGAAGCUCACAGAAUCAAGAAUGAAAAAUCAAAGUUAUCUGAAAUGGUACGAGAAGUUCGUUCACAAAACAGAUUGUUGCUCACUGGUACACCAUUACAGAACAAUCUACACGAGCUUUGGGCCUUGUUGAAUUUUUUACUUCCUGAUGUAUUUAGUUCAGCUGAGGAUUUUGAUGCUUGGUUCAAUUCAAAUAAUUUAGUAGAAGAAAAACAGUUGGUUGAACGACUUCAUUCGGUUUUGAGGCCAUUUCUUUUACGUCGUUUAAAAUCUGACGUUGAACGUCUUCUUCCAAAGAAAGAGACGAAGAUUUAUGUUGGAUUGACGAAAAUGCAGAGAUCUUGGUAUACUAACAUUUUAAUGAAAGAUAUUGAUGUCGUAAACGGAGCAGGAAAGUCCGACAAAAUGAGAUUGUUGAAUAUUCUGAUGCAGUUGAGAAAAUGCUGUAAUCAUCCGUAUCUUUUUGAUGGCGCAGAACCCGGUCCACCUUACACAACUGAUCAACAUUUAGUUGACAACUCUGGAAAGAUGCGUGUUCUAGAUAAACUUUUACCCAAGCUACAGGAACAAGGUUCUCGAGUCUUGAUAUUUAGUCAGAUGACACGAGUAUUGGAUAUCUUGGAGGAUUAUUGCUUAUGGAAAUUGUAUAAUUAUUGUCGUCUUGAUGGUCAAACUCCUCAUGAAGAAAGACAGGAUUCUAUCAACGAAUUUAAUAUGCCUGACAGUGAAAAAUUCAUUUUCAUGUUGAGUACACGAGCUGGAGGAUUGGGAAUUAAUCUAGCGACAGCCGACAUUGUUAUCUUAUUUGAUAGUGACUGGAAUCCACAGGUUGAUUUGCAAGCUAUGGACCGAGCACAUCGUAUUGGUCAAAAAAAGCAGGUUCAAGUAUUUCGUUUUAUCACGGAAAGUACUGUUGAAGAACGGAUUGUUGAGAGAGCUGAAAUGAAAUUACGUCUUGACAAUGUUGUUAUUCAACAAGGUCGUCUGGUAGAUCCAAAUUUGAAAGUUGGUAAACAAGAAAUGUUGAGUAUGAUACGUCAUGGGGCAGAUGAAGUAUUUGCGUCAAAGGAUUGUGAGCUCACUGAUGAAGACAUUGAUUCUAUUCUUAAAAGAGGAGCAGUUAAGACUGCUGAGUUAGAAGAAAAAAUGAAGCAGUUUGGUGAAAGUACAGCCAAGAAACUCACAUUUGAUUCUGUUCCGGUUGAAAGCAUUUUUCAUUUCGAAGGUGAAAACUACAAAGAAAAACAAAAGUUUCCAGGCGUAUCUCAUUGGAUCGAGCCUCCCAAACGAGAACGAAAAGCGAACUAUGCUGUGGAUGCUUACUUUAGAGAAGCUUUACGUAUUACUGAACCCAAAGCACCUAAGGCUCCUCGACCUCCUAAACAACCAAAUGUCCAAGAUUAUCAGUUCUUUCCACCACGACUUUUUGAACUACUGGAUAUGGAAAUUUAUGCCUUUAGAAAGAAUAUUGGAUACAAGGUUCCACGUGAUCCUGAAGAUCCAAAUGGCGCUCAGAAUCAAAAAGAGGCUCAAAGAAUGAUAGACGAAGCUGAACCAUUGACUGAAGAAGAACUUGCAGAGAAAGAGAAACUUCUUGAAGAGGGUUUUACCAACUGGUCUAAACGCGAUUUUAACCAGUUUGUCAAAGCUUGUGAAAAAUAUGGUCGUGAUGAUAUUGAUAACAUUUCCCAUGAAAUCGAAGGCAAAACAGCAGAAGAGGUGCGGGCUUACUAUGACGUGUUUUGGGAACGUAAAGAAGAAUUGCAAGACUUGGAGAAAAUUAUGGCUCAGAUUGAGAGGGGAGAGGCGAAAAUACAACGAAGAAUUAGCAUAAAGAAAGCUCUCGAUGCCAAGAUGGCGCGUUAUCGCUCACCGUUUCACCAAUUGAGGAUAGCGUACGGAACUAACAAAGGCAAAAAUUAUACUGAAGAAGAAGACAGGUUUUUGAUUUGUAUGCUUCAUAAACUUGGUCUGGAGAAAGAAAAUGCUUAUGAUGAAUUACGAAUUGCGUGUAGAAGUGCACCACAAUUUAGAUUUGAUUGGUUAAAGUCCAGAACUGCCCAGGAACUUCAACGACGAUGCAAUACGUUGAUCACUUUGAUUGAGAGAGAAAUGUUGGAAAUUGAAGAAAAAGAAAAGAAAGAAAGGAAGCGUGGACAAAAACCAGGGACAAAGACUCCUCAGCAAAAAAGAAAGGCUGAUGGAACUCCAGAUGGACGAGGUAGAAAGAAAAAGAAACAAGCAAAUACGUGAUUUUUACUCACUCAUUCUUGUUUCUGUUCAUAAUGUAAAUAGUUCAUAAAACUUACUUCAACAAUUCUUUAUGCCUUUGGUGAAAAUAAAAAUAAAAGUUCUUAUGAAUGCCUCUA